Molecule: messenger RNA, 1949 nt
Organism: Solanum tuberosum (potato)
Lineage: Eukaryota; Viridiplantae; Streptophyta; Magnoliopsida; Solanales; Solanaceae
Product: DEAD-box ATP-dependent RNA helicase 22
Exons: 7
Coding region: 122-1798 (558 amino acids)
Cellular component (GO): cytosol
Molecular function (GO): ATP binding; nucleic acid binding; RNA helicase activity
Source: RefSeq, a predicted model, not a curated record
CAAUUACUAAUUACUAAUACCUUAAACCCUUCAAAAACCCAUAAAAGCAAACACCAUUUUCUCUGUAGCUGUUUAUCAAGAAGCCCCAAUUCUUGAUUUUAGCAAAAAGGGGUUAAAGCUGAUGAUUUUACAGCACUCAAUUUCAAUUUGUAAGCUAUGGAGGUUGUCAUCUCCACCAAACCUCAUCUUGUUCCGACCUUCUGUAGCUUACCAACCACACUGUUGUCGGAUUAGAGCAUUUGGGUCUGCUGUUUCAGCUUCCAAAGUUACUGAAACAAAUACAAAUGAGACAUUUUUUGCUGAAGAAAGUGUUUCUUGGACAUCUUUGGGUGUGUCUGAAUCAUUAUCUCGUGCUUUAUCUAGUAUUGGCCUUCAUAGACCCUCUUUAAUUCAGGCAGCUUGUAUACCAAGUAUACUUUCAGGUGUUGAUGUGGUGGUUGCUGCAGAGACUGGUAGUGGCAAGACUCAUGGUUACCUAGUGCCAUUGAUUGAUAAGCUAUGCCAAAUAUCUGAUAGUUCAGGGGCUAUUGCUGGUCAGGAUGUCAGGAAGCACAAUCGUCUUUCUCUUGUUCUUUGCCCUAAUGUUAUGUUAUGUGAGCAAGUGGUUCGAAUGGCUAAUAGUCUUUGCAAUGAUAGUGGUACACCACUUCUCAGUAUUGCAGCUGUUUGUGGCCGACAGGUCUGGCCUGUAAAAGAACCAGAUGUAAUGGUGUCUACUCCGGCAGCACUUCUAAAUUAUCUCUAUUCUAUUGACCCAGAAAGGCGAAGACGUUCAGAGUUUAUACGUAGUGUUAAAUAUGUGGUUUUUGACGAGGCAGAUAUGCUGCUUUGUGGAAGUUUCCAGAAUCAAGUGGUCCGACUUAUAAAUAUGCUUCGCUUUGAUGAGAAGCAGUUAUCUCGUUCUAAAAACUCUGGAGCUGAGAUGUCAUCAACUUCAGACUUGGAAGAGUUUAGGGACCUAAAAGCAGAUUAUGGUGAAGAUGCAGAUGAAGAUGAAGAUGAAGAUGAGGAUGAAGAUACUGAAGUUGGCGAAGAUAAAGCAAAUCUAGAAACAGAUACCAAGGGGUUAAAGAGAAGAGAUUGGCGAAGAGUGAGAAAAAUAUAUGAGCGGAGCAAGCAGUACAUUUUUGUUGCAGCUACCCUUCCUGAAAAUGGGAAGAGAACUGCUGGAGGAGUUUUGAAGCGGAUGUUUCCUGAAGCUACCUGGGUUAGUGGAAAUUAUCUUCAUCAGCACAGCCCGAGGUUGGAGCAGAGGUGGAUUGAAGUUUCAGUUGACACCCAAGUGGACAUUCUCAUAAAUGCUGUGGAAAAUGGGAAGUCUAUGGCAGAUAGUGUUCCUGGAGUGCUCCGAACCAUGGUCUUUGCAAAUACCGUUGACGCUGUGGAAGCUGUUGCUAAUAUCUUGACAGGAGCUGGACUUGAAUGUUUCCGCUACCAUAGUGAUAGCUCUUUGGAGGAGCGCACAAAGAAUUUACUUGAUUUCCAACAGAAAGGUGGUGUUUUUGUGUGCACGGAUGCUGCAGCACGUGGUAUUGAUAUUCCAAAUGUUUCACAUGUUAUUCAGGCAGAGUUUGCUACGUCUGCUGUAGAUUUCUUGCACAGGGUUGGACGUACAGCUAGAGCAGGCCAACCUGGCCUAGUUACGAGUCUAUAUUCAGAAUCAAACCGUGAUCUUGUUGCUGCCAUUCGUCAUGCAGAAAAAAUUGAAGAGCCAGUGGAGAAAGCAUUUAGCAGAAAAAGGAGCUUUCGCAAUAAAAUCAAGAAAAGAGGCAGAGAAGCUUCCUCCCACAUGAGGUGAAAAUGUGAUUUUGUCUUGGGAGUGAGUUUCUAUUUGCAUUUGUUUCUCCACACUGUUUGUAUUUUAGAGUAUUAUUGUAAUAUCCCUUUACUGUAAAAGAAAUUAAUUAGUUCAGAGUAUUUAAUAUGAAAGUUAACACAUUUCCCAGUCA